UUUCCUUAUAUUUUCAGAUAUAUAUCUACAGUUUCACAUCUCUUGCUAUUGUGAUUUCAUUGAAACAUAAAUCAAUCAUACCACUAGACACAUAGUGUGCCAACAUGCUGGACUUCAGUACAUGGAGCCCUGAGGCUGUGGCAGGUGUGACGCUGAUGGCCUUGCUGCUGGUGGUUAUAAUUGUGGUCGCCUUCAUGUGUGUGCAAGCUGGUCUCUUCCACGUCAUAAACAUACAAACUAAAAAACCUGAGUUUGGGGAGUUGGUGGUGAUGUACAAGCUGGGCCGAGGCCCCUACAGUGGCUCAGGCACCCUCUUCACGGAGGCGCACAGCUUGCUGCCGCAGUACAACACCAUCGGUGUCUACUAUGAUGAUCCGGAAAAGAAAUCUUCUGACAACCUGCGCUACAUUGUUGGUCUGGUGGUGGCUCAGGAUGGAGCCUCUGCAGAUGCUGAGCACGUGACACUUCUCGAGUCCAACGGCUACAAGCGUGUUGUGCUGCCUGCCGUACAGCAUGCAGUGGUCACUGAUUUCCCUUACUGCAGCACUUUAUCCUGCAUAUUUGCUGUCUUUAGAGUGUAUCCUGCACUCAGAGAGUAUGUGGAGCGGCGGGAGCUGUGCGCCCACCCAUACCUGGAGCUGUAUGACAGUUCCUCUCAGCGCAUCCUCUUCAUGGGGCCCCUGGAGCUGCAGGAUGCCUUCUACGUCCCUGACCUGGGGGAAGACCCUGCCUCUCCUGACGAGGAUGAGGGUGGCUCUGAUGAAGGGGAUGGGGAAGAAGAGGAGAGUGAGGAUGGAGAGGAAGAAGAGGAGAAAAGUGGGAAAGAUAAGAAGGGCGAAGAAGAGGAAGGGGGUGAGGAAUGUCUGAGUAACGCAGAGCCUUCGUGUGUUACGGAGAGCAAGGACGCCACCAGCAGCAGCACCCACAACUGGGAGCAGUCUGCCUCCCUCAUGGCUGAAGGUGCCAGCCGCAGCUCCAAAGCUACUGACAAUGUCAGCUCCCUGACUGGUGAGUUGCCUGCCUUCUUACCUGACAAUGUCAGCUCCCUGACUGGUGAGUUGCCUGCCUUCUUACCUGACAAUGUCAGCUCCCUGACUGGUGAGUUGCCUGCCUUCUUACCUGACAAUGUCAGCUCCCUGACUGGUGAGUUGCCUGCCUUCUUACCUGACAAUGUCAGCUCCCUGACUGGUGAGUUGCCUGCCUUCUUACCUGACAAUGUCAGCUCCCUGACUGGUGAGUUGCCUGCCUUCUUACCUGACAAUGUCAGCUCCCUGACUGGUGAGUUGCCUGCCUUCUUACCUGACAAUGUCAGCUCCCUGACUGGUGAGUUGCCUGCCUUCUUACCUGACAAUGUCAGCUCCCUGACUGGUGAGUUGCCUGCCUUCUUACCUGACAAUGUCAGCUCCCUGACUGGUGAGUUGCCUGCCUUCUUACCUGACAAUGUCAGCUCCCUGACUGGUGAGUUGCCUGCCUUCUUACCUGACAAUGUCAGCUCCCUGACUGGUGAGUUGCCUGCCUUCUUACCUGACAAUGUCAGCUCCCUGACUGGUGAGUUGCCUGCCUUCUUACCUGACAAUGUCAGCUCCCUGACUGGUGAGUUGCCUGCCUUCUUACCUGACAAUGUCAGCUCCCUGACUGGUGAGUUGCCUGCCUUCUUACCUGACAAUGUCAGCUCCCUGACUGGUGAGUUGCCUGCCUUCUUACCUGACAAUGUCAGCUCCCUGACUGGUGAGUUGCCUGCNAGACAAACACGACACGGAGUAGAGGAGGGAAAUGGUAGAUGA
Molecule: messenger RNA, 1784 nt
Organism: Hyalella azteca
Lineage: Eukaryota; Metazoa; Arthropoda; Malacostraca; Amphipoda; Hyalellidae
Exons: 5
Coding region: 105-1784 (559 amino acids)
Biological process (GO): protein-DNA covalent cross-linking repair; reticulophagy
Cellular component (GO): replication fork; autophagosome membrane; nucleus
Source: RefSeq, a predicted model, not a curated record